Molecule: messenger RNA, 522 nt
Organism: Phyllopteryx taeniolatus (common seadragon)
Lineage: Eukaryota; Metazoa; Chordata; Actinopteri; Syngnathiformes; Syngnathidae
Gene: cox11
Product: cytochrome c oxidase assembly protein COX11, mitochondrial
Exons: 4
Coding region: 1-522 (173 amino acids)
Cellular component (GO): mitochondrial inner membrane
Molecular function (GO): copper ion binding
Source: RefSeq, a predicted model, not a curated record
AUGAUCGGCCUGUCCUACGCCGCCGUGCCGCUCUACAAGCUCUACUGCCAGGCGACGGGCCUCGGCGGCACGGCGGUGAGCGGUCACGACUCGGACCUGGUGGAGAGCAUGGAGCCGGUGAAGGAGCGCGUGGUCAAGGUCACCUUCAACGCAGACACGCACGCCAGCAUGCAGUGGAACUUCAGACCUCAGCAGACGGAGAUCUUCGUGGUCCCGGGUGAGACGGCGCUGGCCUUCUACAGAGCAAAGAACCCCACAGACAAGCCCAUCGUUGGCAUCUCCACCUACAACGUGGUGCCCUUCGAGGCGGGACAGUACUUCAACAAGAUCCAGUGCUUCUGCUUCGAGGAGCAGCGUCUGAACCCUCACGAGGAGGUGGACAUGCCCGUCUUCUUCUACAUCGACCCCGAGUUCGACGUGGACCCCAGGAUGGCUCGCGUGGACACCAUCACGCUGUCCUACACCUUCUUCGAGGCCAAGGAGGGCCAGCCUCCGCCUCUGCCGGGCUACGGCUCCCGCUGA